AUGGGCGACAAAAACGAAACUUGGGUGCCAAACUACGACAACUGCGAUAAAGUCACAGAUGCAUGUGCUGUCGAAUACACCAUCUAUGGUGACUAUCUCUCGGGAGGCGCCGCAGGGUUCUUCGCAGUUUCAUUCGUGAUUCUCCUCCUUGCACAGAUCUUUCAAGGCAUCCGCGCAAAGACAUGGUCAUACAUGAUCUGGCUAGGCAUAGGAACCAUCUUUGAAGUCGUCGGCCACAUAGCACGCUUUAGUCUCUCUCGAAACCCAUGGCAGCAAAAUGUCUUUAUCAUCUCCUACCUCACGCUUCUCCUCGCUCCGACUCUUGUCGCCGCUGCUAUAUCCGUCACCUUCAAACACAUCGUCAUGUGGUAUGGAGCAAAGUGGUCGGUGCUCAAGCCUAGGUUGUAUCCUCUCGUCUUCGUCGGUACGGAUUUUCUUUCAAUUUUCAUACAGGUCAUCGGUGGUGGCUUGACGGCUUUGGAGACAGUGGGCAAGGGAACCAAGACGACAAAAAAGCUGGGAGAGAUCCUUGUCACUGGAGGUGUUGCGUUUCAGGUUGCCAACAUGCUGUGCUGUGGAACUCUGAUGAUGAUAUACAUUCGACGUCGAAGCCAGUCGUUGAAGGGUAGGGAUUUAUUGAUGGGUGCUCCUGGUACUGCUCCUCCUUCAUACGUAACCGGGGGUCCGACGCGUGACAAGGUCCCUGUUGCUCGAGAGGAGGCGACUAUCAAAGAAGCCAAGAGGGUCCGGUGGUUCUGUUAUUGUCUGGGCAUUGCCUACGUCUGUAUCAUCCUCCGAUGUAUCUACCGUAUCGCAGAGACCAUCCCAGACAUCGCAAGAGAUGUCCUACAAAACGAACCGCUAUUCAUUGUCUUCGACGCAACAGCCAUGCUUAUAUCCAUCGGACUCAUCACAAUCUUGCAUCCCUGCUACUUCUUUCCCUACCUGGGCCUAAGCAAGAUCAAGAAGAGCCAAGGUAAGAUGUAUGAGGGUAUUCGGAUGGAGAGUAACUCUGCUCUGGUCGGACGACAACAGCAACAGUCUCAGCAACAGGGUUACGCCUAA
This is a messenger RNA of Fusarium venenatum, 1065 nucleotides long. RefSeq names its product RTA1 like protein-domain-containing protein. NCBI's taxonomy places the organism in Eukaryota, Fungi, Ascomycota, Sordariomycetes, Hypocreales, Nectriaceae. Gene Ontology annotation, cellular component: plasma membrane; fungal-type vacuole. The record is from RefSeq and is a predicted model, not a curated record.